ACAACUUCCGGCUUCCGGUGGAGCCCUCGGCCUUCUCGCGUAGCCGUCAUGGCCUCCGAAGAGAAAGAUCCUCUGAGCUAUUUCGCGGCUUAUGGGAGCAGCAGCUCAGGCUCCUCGGGCGAGGAGGAUAACAGUGAGCCGGAGGAGACGAGUCGCAGGGCUUCGGAUCCGACGAAGUCGGCAGGCGGCUGCGGAAACAAUACGGAGAAGCGGCUGCCGGGACCCGACGAACUAUUCCGGAGCGUGACGCGCCCGGCCUUUCUCUACAAUCCGCUCAACAAACAGAUAGACUGGGAAAGGCACGUCGUCAAGGCGCCUGAGGAGCCUCCAAAAGAAUUCAAAAUAUGGAAGUCAAACUAUGUACCACCUCCGGAGACCUACACUACGGAGAAGAAACCUCCCCCUCCAGAGCUGGAUAUGGCAAUAAAAUGGUCUAACGUAUAUGAGGACAAUGGUGAUGAUGCCCCACAGAACGUUAAGAAAGCUAGGCUUCUACCGGAAGGGGAGGAGACAGUGGAAUCAGAUUAGAAGUCAGUAAUGAAGGAAGACACAUCUUCUGUAAAUGAUAUCUUUUUGGAGAUGCCAAAUGAAGGGGACAUUUAAAAUACUUCAUAUUGUGUUAUAUGUUAUGUAAUUAAUAAAAAGCUCUUUUGCAUAAGUUCUCUUUAAUCCUUACAACACCUUGUUGGAAGAGGAUAGGGAAGUGUGGAAAUGAGAGCUCAUAUGACUUGUCUGAGGUCAGAAAACAAGAAAAUGGCAAGCUCUAAAAUAGGUACCUUUACAAACUCAGGUCUUUAAGUGGAAAUGAUGCCUUUUUAAACUGGGAUUCACACUUGAUGUGUUCAAGCUAGAGUGCUUGAGAACUAUGCUGUAAGAAGAAUGGCACUAAGACCACUAGAGUUGAUAUUCUUACUAGUGGGUGCCAUACACUGAUGCUCUCCUUUCUUCCUCUCUGAGAAAGUCUAGGAUCAUAUAUCCAGGACAGACAAGUGGAAAGAAUUACCUUUUUUUUUUUCCAGGUCGUUUAUUGAGUUCAAAUAGAAGAACUUCCAAAUAUGUGGCAAACAUUAUCACUAUUACCAUACAUAAUUUCUGACCUUUUGCUCAUAUGACAGUCCUCCAUCAGAAAGUGGUAGCAAUAGCAAAAAAAAACAAAAGGAUCCAGCAACAUUCAACCAGUUUAAAGCUGGAUCUGAAGAUUAGAUGAUAAUUCUGAAAUCUUUAAUAACCAUAAGUACCUACCUUUUUUGAAGUGAUUUUGCCAUUUCAGACUCGUAUAGCAUGUUCACAAAGUCACUGUAAAAUCGAUUUUUCUGACAUCUUUUUUACUCUCCAUUUUUUUAAAUUUGUAAAAUAUCUUGUAUUAGAAACCCCACGUUCUUAAAUUAUCUAAAUUUUUAGAUUAUCAGAUUACUUCACUUUUACUUUUCCUUCCCAUUUUCUGCCCCUUUGUCUUUUUAGCCAGUUAACUUCUUCCAGAUAUUUUAAAGGAGGAGGUGGGAAAGAUUGAAAACUCUUCAUUGAGUCAUGCUACUUUUUAGCACCUCUUGUUUAGUGGUUGUAAAUGUAGAUCAGCGAUACUUAGAUAUUAAUUAUAGCUUUAUUAACAUGUAAUUAAUCAUGAAAGCUUAGCUAAAGUAGCUAAUGCUUUUUUUAAUUUAGAAAGUUUGUAUUAAUAAUUUAAAUUUAUUUAUCUCCAGUGAUAUGAAAUCCAUAAUAGAGCUUUCCUUACUAGUGUAUCUGUAGUACAUGGCACAGAGUAGAAACUCAACGUUUCUGGGUUCAGGUGUUUUUUGUUUUCCUGCUCUAGUUUUUAAGGUAAUGCCUUGUUAUAUCGCUAGGUGGCAUUAGUUCUUCAGUUAAAACCACUGAUAAGUUAUUUUUCCAAACUUAGGAAUUUGUAUUUUUGUUGUUAUUCAGUAAAUUUACUUUUAACAGAUUAAAAGCAGAAGUAUCUUAAGAUCGUCUUUUUAAUAUAUGUUAACAGUGGAUUUUCUAGUAGAUUUAGAAAGUAAUUUUAAUUUUUUAUUAGUACUGAAAAUAAUCUCAAAAGUCAAGCAUGAUGAUAAUUAAAUUCUAAUUACAAAAUAAAGGCCUUGGUUUGUUCGAGCUCUAUGUCAUAUAGUUGGUUUAUAGAGCCAGUAUUUUUGUGUAUACAUGAUAAACUACUGAUUAAAACUUUGUUUUGUAAAUUCCUGGGAUGAUUCAUUGAUCUGAAUUGUCUUUUAUCUUACUGUCUACAUAAGUCCACAGUGCUUAAUGAAAUAUAUGAAUAACAUCACCAUGCUGUGUUCAAAGAUGAAGAUGCAUCACCUGCUGUUGAUACUAAUUAUUGUUCAUAUCAACAAAAGAGAUAUUCCGCUUAUGGUACAGUUAGCAGAAAGAAAUUGAAGGUUUAUGGUUUCCUCCAUAGUUUAUGAUCUGAUAUAAGUGCCUUUCCAAAUUUGUUAAUAUGAUGGACUCUUUCAACAUCAAAAUAAUUUAUAGGCCACCAUAUGAUAGUUGUUAAACUAUGAGUAUCUAUUGAUUGAGAAAAUAAAGUCAAAACUACAAUGAAUUCA
Messenger RNA from Pteropus alecto (black flying fox), 2561 nucleotides. RefSeq names its product chromosome unknown C1orf52 homolog (gene CUNH1orf52). The transcript has 3 exons. NCBI's taxonomy places the organism in Eukaryota, Metazoa, Chordata, Mammalia, Chiroptera, Pteropodidae. The record is from RefSeq and is a predicted model, not a curated record. Bases 49 to 528 code for a protein of 159 amino acids.